Messenger RNA from Botrytis fragariae, 1260 nucleotides. RefSeq lists its product as uncharacterized. The coding region runs from base 1 to 1260 and encodes 419 amino acids. The transcript has 3 exons. NCBI's taxonomy places the organism in Eukaryota, Fungi, Ascomycota, Leotiomycetes, Helotiales, Sclerotiniaceae. The record is from RefSeq and is a predicted model, not a curated record.
AUGACCGCGAUACCUCCUGACACAGCUGAUGCUGCUAUGUCACCAAUAUUUCAACCUACCGAUGCAGAUGCUCUCACGAGAGCGGGUCACCUGAAGCCAGCGCAUGGAAGAAGACGUGAAGUGUCAUCGCAUCUACUGUCUGAGGAGUAUAUCUCAAGCUCGAGCGGGUCAGAAGAUACGCAGAUAGUUCCAGAUCUGCUUGUGUCUCCGGAGACACUGAUAUAUCUCGGGUGGGGACAACAAAAAGCUGGAGAAAUUUGGAGAAGAUGGCGAGAGAUCAAAGAAGCUGAGACAGAAGAUGGGCGAGAGGUUAUUUUUGAGAUGGAGUUUUUAGACUUUGUACUUGAAAAAUACGUUCCGGAGGUCAACAUAUUAAAUGACAGGGAGGCGUCUAUUGAGCAAAUGGAGCUCUGGGGAUUGGCGGCUGAGCUAAUCAACUGCAUAAUGGCAAGUGAAUUUGAAGAUGUAAGGGCAACAGAAACGAUCCAAUAUUGGGUCCGCGAUACAAUGAGUAUUCGAUACUUAGGUCUUGAGGGGCUACAAAAGAAUAGUGCCAGAAGGGACGAGAAGAGAAGAAAUGGCACCAAUGAUGGUGGGUCUGAGAUACGAGCUGCGGUUGCAAGAGCGCCGUCAUCAACCGUACCGGGACAUACGAUACUCUUCAAGGCUAUUUCAAGCACCCGAGUUGGGUACUUACCGGAUGGAAGUAUGGAUAUCGAAUCUCUCACAAACUUACCGCCAACGGAUUUUAGAGGAAGGGUCUUUGCUCCACUCUACUUCACUUCGAGCCUCAGUGUCGCAAAAGUAUAUCGCGAUUAUGCCCGAAACCGAACAUCAUCCCCAGUCUUGAUGAUACAGAUGAAUGUACCGAAUUCUUUCAUAGAGGCUCUCCCCCCGUACAUUUGUUCAUUCGGAGAUCUGUGGAAGCAGAUUGUGUAUACCUGUAGAGGAGGUAACAACUUGCGAGGUACCAUGGCUAAGAUACACAGUCAUGCACUAAUCAUCGCUCCCAUUGCAAAGGGAGACAAUGACGCCAUUUCUGGUCUUAGAGAUUGGCGAGAGAUCACACUGAACAACGUCAUGCAUGUAGAUGGAGAAGAAGCCAUCCAAAGCUGUGUUUCGAGAGUUAGAAGAGGUGUGCGAACUAAGCGUGAUCAGGGCUUAGGUUAUGCUAUUAGGGCUCGAGACUACUCAUUGGCUGACGAAUUCGGAGUAUCAUCGGUUAAAAAAAAGAGAACACUGGAAUGUACCAUUCUGUAA